This is a messenger RNA of Pseudogymnoascus verrucosus, 2023 nucleotides long. RefSeq lists its product as uncharacterized. Lineage: Eukaryota; Fungi; Ascomycota; Leotiomycetes; Thelebolales; Thelebolaceae. Gene Ontology annotation, biological process: regulation of transcription by RNA polymerase II. Bases 66 to 1778 code for a protein of 570 amino acids. The record is from RefSeq and is a predicted model, not a curated record. The transcript is spliced from 3 exons.
AAAUGAAUGGGAUGCCAUCGUGAACCAUUCUCUUCUCAACAACCUUACACUUUACGCCCUUCAUAAUGGCUCUUUCAAGCGAUGAGGUUGUCACGAUUGACAACUUCGAGUCCAAACUCGCGAAGUUUAGCGCUGAUGGUUGUGGUCUCUUUGGCCUCGUAGACAUGGGAAGCAAUGGCAUUCGAUUCUCCAUAUCAGACCUCACGCCGCCAAAUUCACGACUCUUGCCUUGCAUAUACCGCGAGCGCGCCGGAAUCUCCCUGUACGAUGCGCUCCACGAGUCCAAACCCGGCUCUGUGCCGUUCGUGUUUUCCCCAGGGAUUAUCGACAAGGUCUCCAAGACUCUAGCAAGAUUCGCCUACAUCUGCAAACAAUACAAAGUCCCCGAUAAUCAGAUCAGCGUUUUUGCGACAGAAGCUAUGCGCACUGCAAAGAACCAGGAUGAGAUGGUUGGUGCGAUUCAUGCUGCAAGCGGGCUGGGUGUGCAGAUACUUAGCCCAGCUAUGGAGAGCAUGUUUGGUGCCAUGGGGGCACGCUCUGCGUUCGAACACGUAGAUGGCCUAUUUAUGGACCUUGGUGGAGGGAGUGUGCAGAUGACAUACCUGGAUUCGAAAAGCAAUGGGUACGAAACCCUGGCUGCGCAGAACGCGAAGAGUAUGCCCUACGGCGCUGCAAAAUUAACGGCUACUCUGCGAGUGGAAGAAGAGGGGACAACGCAAAAGCAGCUGAGGACUCAAAUGAGGGACACUUUUGAGGGAAUGAAGAAACAGUUCGCAGGGCUUAGAGCGCAGGCUGAAAGCAAAGAGGGAAUUUCAAUAUACUUUUGCGGCGGGGGCUUUAGAGGUUAUGGAAGCAUGCUUCGCCACACGCACGAAAUUCAGCCAUAUCCAAUUCCAGGAAUUGGUGGCUUUUCGGUUUCCGGCGCCAGCUUCGAAAAUUGGGAGGCAAUGCUCAAGGAGAACGAUAAAGAUGGCAAGAUCUUCGGAAUGUCCAAGCGCAGGCGCGAGCAAUUCCCUGCCAUUGCCAUGGUUGUCGGGGCUCUUGUUGAGGCAGUGCCAAAGAUAAAGCAAGUCACGUUUUGCAGUGGUGGGAAUAGAGAUGGUGUUCUGUAUAUGAAGCUAUCGCCCUCUCUCAGGCAGCAGGACCCUCUCCCUCUAUUGCUUGGUAGCUCAGAAUCUGUUACAGAUGCCUCUGUAAGCGCUGCUGUGAAACUGGUGAGGAGCGCCCUCCCCAAGGAUACCCCCAGCAUAUUUACGUCAGGACUUCUUGAUUACGUCGUUCGGAACACCUGGACUCAUCUGGGCAAUUCCGACGACCAGAAUGCUACGAGGUCAUUGCAUACCACAAUAUCAGGAUCCAUCGCUAGUCUUCCAGGGCUGACACAUGAGGUUCAAGCUAUUAUCGCCUUGACUUUAUGUGCUAGAUGGGGCAAUGAUCUUGGCCGAGCGGAUUCAGCCAUCCUUGAAAACCUUAGACUCUUAGUUGGCAAGAACGGCACCUUUUUCUGUGAUUACGUGGGUGCUAUUUUGAGGUUCCUGGUUGCUGUGUCUCCAGCAUAUCCAACUGAUCCCCUGUCACUCAAAGAAUUGAUUAAAUUUAACCCUACCCAUUCUACCACUCUCGGAAAGAAAGGUAAGAAAUCGGGCAUCAAGCUUCGGAUAACACCAAAUCCACUGGGACGUCUCUGGAUAGAAACUGGGAAACUGCUUGAUCUCUUCGACGGUCUUGGGAAAGGGCUAGGUAGUGGACUUCGUGUGGAAGCAGAACUUACUGAUUGAAUGUCAAAGUAAUGGAAGCCAUAUGACCACUUACGUGUCCAGGUCAUAUUAACGGCAUUUUUGGUUAACUACGAAGUGAAGCCUACUAUCAACUACUUCAAAAAGGGGUACCCGAAUAUCUAGGCUUCCUGUGCCAUUCUAGAUUUAAAUUCGGUGGGAAGCAUAAUUGGUGGCCAAACAUGGGUUGGGGCAUGUCACUGCAAAUAAUUACGAAAGAAAUCUUGAGACAGAUAUAUAUCCCAUAC